AUGGAGAGAAUAAAGCCCUACUUUCCAAUUUUCACUUGGGCUCCUCGAUACCAGCCAAAAGAAUAUCUUUCUCGCGACAUUAUUGCUGGUCUCACUGUAGCUCUGACUGUCGUGCCACAGGGUCUCGCAUACGCUAGUUUGGCGAAGUUGCCGACAGAAUAUGGACUUUACACUUCCUACGUUUCAGCCAUCGUCUACACAUUCAUGGGCAGCUCGAAAGAUCUCGCCGUCGGUCCCCAGUCCCUGACUUCGAUGUUGACGGCGCAGUACUGCAUGCGACCAGAAACGUGGAUUCCGAUGGCUGGCGUCACAUCUGAAUCGGACCCGAGAUUGGCGAACUUGCUCUGUUUCUGCUCCGGAGCGAUCAUUCUUCUUCUCGGAAUUUUCGAUCUGGGCGCUGUCGUCAACUACAUUUCAAAUCCUGUUCUCGUUGGUUUUAUUUCAGCUGCCUCGAUCAUCAUCCCCUUUUCUCUUCUCGAGCGAGUGUUUGGUCUCUCUGGCCUUCCUGGACCUUUCUACCAGAAAAUGGUCGCCAUGGUCAUGCGCCUUGGAGAGUCGAAAUACUACGACGCAAUUAUUGGACUGAGCACGCUCGCUACUCUCCUCGCCUUGAAACAUCUCCGAAUUCACUUCGCAGAUCCGAAAGAGGGCGACUCCGCGCUUGUGAGGAUCUUGAGAAAAGUUCUUUGGAUCGUUGCUACUCUUCGAAACGCCUUUGUGCUCGCCAUCACUUCUUUCAUUCUUUAUUCUUCUGGAAACAACUGCCCCUUCGCUGACGAGCCCAUCGAUUUGAACAUAACCGACCCGAACGCAAAAGAUUGCAUCACUCCAACAACCAUUUCUGCCAUCACUUUGCCCCCAAUCGCCUUUCCCGACACAAAUAUCGAGCUUGAGAAUGGCGAGUCCGCCGGCAUCGUUGACAUGCUAACGACGCUUGGAUCCGGAAUCAUCAUCGUGCCAUUUGUAGCGAUUCUUCAGUCGAUUGGGAUUGGCAAGUCGCUCGCCGAGCGUGGCAACUAUCAAGUCAACGCACGAAACGACUUUUUGGCGAUCGGAACAGGCGGUGUGAUGUCUUCCUUGGUUUCUUCGAUGCCGGUUUCCGGCUGCUUUUCAAGAUCAAGUCUCAACUUCGAGUCGAACGCUGCCACUCAGGCUGGAAACCUCAUCACCGCCGUUGUUGUCAUGAUCUCUGCCGUCCUUCUCGCCGAAUACUUCAGAUGGAUUCCUACUGCAGCGCUAGCAGCGGUGAUCAUGGCCGCCGUCGGUUCUAUGUUCGACUUUGACGCGAUCAAGCAGGUCUGGACGCUUUCGAAAAUUGAGUCGAUCCCGAUGAUUGCCACUUUCGCCCUCUCCUGCGUCGAUUUCCGAAUCGGCAUCGUCGUUGGAAUCUUCCUGCACAUCGCGAUGCUUCUCUACUCUCAGAACAGCCCCCAAAUCACCGUCGUCAGCGGAGCAAACAAGAGCUUCACGAUCAAGAUCGCUCACGGAAUCGCCUUCCCCGUUUGCGAGACUCUUUUGGAUCGAGUCAACUUGCUUUUAAAGAAGAGGAGGAAAUCAACGCAGUCGCGCUCGACUUGA
Molecule: messenger RNA, 1578 nt
Organism: Oikopleura dioica
Lineage: Eukaryota; Metazoa; Chordata; Appendicularia; Copelata; Oikopleuridae
Source: the annotation of a GenBank genome assembly